GAGUGGGAUGGGACUUCCGGCGCCGCGUUAUUUUCUUUCCGGUGGUUGGCCCACUGCUCUCACAGCCCGGGCCCUGAGCCCUCCGCCCCGCGGCCCACGCCGCUGGGCCGCCGUCGCCGCCAUGAAGAAGUUCUUCCAGGAGAUCAAGGCUGACAUCAAGUUCAAGAGCGCGGGGCCCGGCCAGAAGCUUAAGGACUCCGCAGGGGAGAAGACCUCUAAAGAAAAGUCAUCGCAGCUGGCCCUCCGGCCACCCCGCCAAGGUCCCACCGAUGAGGCACAGAUGGCUGCUGCCGCUGCCCUGGCCCGGCUGGAACAGAAGCAGCCCCGAGCCAGGGGCCCUACAUCUCAGGACUCCAUCCGGAACCAGGUGAGAAAAGAACUGCAGGCUGAAGCCACCUCCAGCAACAGCCAAGGGACUCCCGGGACCAACUCGGUACCUGAGCCCAAGGAGGAAAUCUCUCCCCACUUGGCAGUGCCUGGUGUAUACUUCAUCUGUCCGCUCACAGGUGUCACCUUGAGGAGGGACCAGCGGGAUGCUCACAUCAAGGAGGCCAUCCUGUCGCACUUUUCCACAGACCCUGUGGCAGCCUCUAUUAUGAAGAUACAUACAUUCAACAGAGACCGGGACCGCGUGAAGCUGGGUGUGGACACCAUUGCCAAGUACCUGGACAACAUCCACUUGCACCCAGAGGAGGAAAAGUACCAGAAAAUCAAACUGCAGAACAAGGUCUUCCAGGAGCGUAUCAACUGCCUAGAGGGGAGCCACGAGUUCUUCGAAGCCAUUGGCUUCGAGAAGGUGACACUGCCUGUGCCGGAUCAGGAAGGCUCAGAGGAGUUCUAUGUGCUGGGGGAGGCUGCACGAGCGCACCCGGAAAGCCUGGAGCAGCGCAAGCAGCAGCUGCUGGACGCCGAGCCAGUGCGGGCCAUGCUAGACCGGCAGUGCCGAGUCUUCCGUCCCUCAGCCCUGGCCUCACACUUUGAGCUCCCUGCCGACUUCUUCAGCCUCACAGCCGAGGAGGUGAAACGUGAGCAGAGGCUCAGAACGGAAGCCGUAGAGCGGCUGAGCUCACUUAGGACCAAGGCCAUGAGGGAGAAGGAGGAGCAGCGGGAGAUGCGCAAGUACACUUACGCCCUUCUACGCGUGCGCCUGCCUGAUGGCUGCCUGCUGCAGGGGACCUUCUAUGCCCGGGAGCGGCUAUCUGCGCUCUUUGGGUUUGUGCGUGAGUCACUGCAGAAUGAUUGGCUGCCCUUUGAGCUGCGGGCCUCAGGCGGGCAGAGGCUGGCGGAGGACGAGACUCUGGCCCUGAACGAGUGUGGAUUGGUACCCUCUGCACUGCUGACCUUCUCUUGGGAUGCUUCAGUGGUGGAGGACAUGAGGGCCGCAGGGACCGAGCCAGCCACAUCUGUCUUGAGGCCUGAGCUACUUGCAGCCAUCCAGCCACUCUCCUGAAUAAAAGCAGGCUUGGCCCAGUGUGGCUCCGUCUCAUGCUGCUCCCAAACUCAUUCCUUCCCCUCUGAGCCCCCAGCAGGAAGAGGGACACCAGUGGCAGUAGAGAUGGGAACAAAGUCCCACCUCAGGAGAAGAAU
Molecule: messenger RNA, 1587 nt
Organism: Acomys russatus (golden spiny mouse)
Lineage: Eukaryota; Metazoa; Chordata; Mammalia; Rodentia; Muridae
Gene: Ubxn6
Product: UBX domain protein 6
Exons: 11
Coding region: 8-1450 (480 amino acids)
Cellular component (GO): cytoplasm
Molecular function (GO): protein binding
Source: RefSeq, a predicted model, not a curated record